Messenger RNA from Drosophila innubila, 424 nucleotides. It is a transcript of the gene Urm1, whose product is annotated as ubiquitin-related modifier 1 homolog. The coding region runs from base 17 to 364 and encodes 115 amino acids. Gene Ontology annotation, molecular function: protein tag activity. The transcript has 5 exons. Gene Ontology annotation, biological process: protein urmylation; tRNA thio-modification. Gene Ontology annotation, cellular component: nucleus; cytoplasm. NCBI's taxonomy places the organism in Eukaryota, Metazoa, Arthropoda, Insecta, Diptera, Drosophilidae. The record is from RefSeq and is a predicted model, not a curated record.
AUACCGUUUAUAGUGAAUGGCAAUUGGCCAAACAGAAAACAAACUGAAGAUGGAAAACAAAAACACGCCGGACUUAAAGCUUAUCUUAGAAUUCAGUGCUGGCGCCGAGCUGCUUUUUGGAAAUAUCAAACGCCGGCAGCUUACGUUAGACGGUGCGCAGAAAUGGACAAUUGCCAAUUUGCUAAAAUGGAUGCAUGCCAAUAUAUUAACAGAACGUCCAGAGCUAUUUAUACAAGGAGACACUGUACGACCCGGAAUAUUGGUGCUGAUUAAUGAUACGGACUGGGAGUUGCUGGGCGAACUAGAGUAUGAACUGCAACAGAAUGAUAAUGUGCUUUUUAUAUCCACACUACACGGCGGAUAGCGUAUAAGCAAAAUAGUUUUCGAAUUUUCAUAUAAAUUGUUUGUAAAUAAAAAAAAAAUA